Molecule: messenger RNA, 2076 nt
Organism: Zophobas morio
Lineage: Eukaryota; Metazoa; Arthropoda; Insecta; Coleoptera; Tenebrionidae
Product: cilia- and flagella-associated protein 410-like
Exons: 9
Coding region: 176-1312 (378 amino acids)
Biological process (GO): cytoskeleton organization
Molecular function (GO): protein binding
Source: RefSeq, a predicted model, not a curated record
UCAAACGUGAACACCGAAUUUGACAGUUCAUCGAGAAACUUGAAUCGAGAUGGAUGUGGUUUGUAGCUAAUGAAUUCCACACUAAUUUGUGCAAUAUCAACGAUGUAAAUAAACAUUUUCAAAAUUCCCGUGUACGUGUUGUAUCAAAAUUCGUGUCAACCCCUCAAUUGUCAAAAUGGCCAAGAGGUUAACCGAAGAAAUGGUAAUCGCGAGGACCAAAAUCUCAGACCUGGGAAAAAUCAAACGUCUAAAUUGCUGGGGUAGCGAACUCGUGGACGUUUCCCUGUUACGGAAAAUGCCCAGUGUGGAGGUGUUGUCUUUGAGCAUCAAUAAAAUCAACAGUUUGGUGGAUUUCCAAUUUUGCAAACGGUUGGAAGAGUUGUAUAUAAGGCAGAACGAUAUUAGGGAUUUGAAUGAAGUGGUCUUCUUGCAAAAUUUACCGAAUUUGAAGAACCUUUGGCUUGGGGAAAAUCCUUGUGCCAACGUCGACGGAUACCGUCUCGCUGUGAUAAAAGCUCUACCGCAACUCCAGAAGCUCGACAACGUCCAAGUGACCCAAGAAGAUCUCCGCGAAGCUCAACGCAAAGGUCGCACACUGACUCAUCCGGACGAUGCUCAGGAAAGCGAAGAAGAGUACGUUCAGCCGCCGCAACAACCGCAACAAUACAACAAAUACCAGGACUACUCUGAGUCCGAGUACAGUCCUGUGCAGAGGAGCCCGCCGAGACAGGAGCCCGACUAUGAAAUCGAAGAAAGCGAAGAUCUUUAUCCGCGUGAAGAAGUGUCGGAAGAAAGUAAAGACUACUCCCCGCCGAGACAGCCAAGUCCACCGCGUAGAACAGAACCCGCUCGAAAAAGCUUCUCUCCGGAGCCCGUCUACGUAGAAAGGCGGAGAAACAGCUACGAAAGAGAAUCUCCGAAACAGCAACAACCGCCGCAAUAUUAUGACCAAAGGUGUCCAGGUGACCACGCAUUCGAAGAUAACAUCCAUCACUGUGAUAGUAACUAUAGGGACGUUAAAAUCGUUAACAGUCAAUCAGCUAACUGUAUUAAGGAAUACACAAACGGGGACCGUUACCUCCACGGCCAGCCUCAGUACCGAGAACCCGACGUGUCCUCGACUCACAGCCACGAAAGGCGCGAAAGGUACGUUUGCCCCGCCGCUCACCGAGCGCCAUUUACUAGGAGACCAGUCACCAGGAACUCGAACAUACUGUCGGCCGUCUUGCGCUUAGUCAAAGAACUGGAUUACCCCAGUCUCGAAGUUGUCGAAAUGGAGGUUAGGUCGCGCAUGGAUGAACUGGAUGAAUGACAUAAGGAAGCGUCGUCCACCCAAGACGAACCACCGCAAGACACCACCGACUAAACAUGACUUAAGAGAUGUACUCAACACGGACAAUAGAGGUUAGUUGCGCUGCUGUUGUAAGUUAGGGAACGAUGUUACCGAUAGUACUUAAUGCAAGGUGCGCACACACAUCGGACAAUAGCCAGCUUGAUUUUUUUCCGAAAAUAAUGGGCCACGUUCUGUGAUAGGACACUCAUUGUAUUUUUAAGAAUUACGCAGUGUUUCGGUAAGUUGAAAAUUGUAUGUAAAUAUAUCACUGUUCUUUUGUUAUUGUUUGAUGUGAGUUACUUAAGGCAGCUAUGGUUUAAGUCGUUAUUUAAGACACCCACAAGUCUGAAUUUCUCAUCUACGAGCAUUACUAAGCGCAUGUACAUAACUGCCACCGUAGGACAAUUGUAACAUCAAGUUUUUGAUAUAAUUUUUUAAUAAAACGAGCGAGUUAUUAAUUAUUAGGAGAUUUAAUGGUAUUAACAAUUCAUGUUUUGUUGGACCAGUCAAUGUGAGUAGUUGGCAUUGGGAUGUGUACUCACUUGUUGAAGUUUGCAAGUUCAAUCGUUUCAUUCCCUCCAUUUUAGACUGCUACUUGUUAUUGUUUAAUGUUAUAUUUUAUACUGUUAAUCUAGUCUUUAGUUGUAACUUUUUCUUAAUUCGCCCUUUGUAACAUGUAUUUGAAUAAGUGCAAUUUCUUUUAUGAAGUGUAAGUAUCAAAAUAAAGCAAUUAAUAUGAUGAA